Messenger RNA from Osmia lignaria (orchard mason bee), 867 nucleotides. It is a transcript of the gene Prx2, whose product is annotated as Peroxiredoxin 2. Lineage: Eukaryota; Metazoa; Arthropoda; Insecta; Hymenoptera; Megachilidae. Gene Ontology annotation, cellular component: cytosol. The record is from RefSeq and is a predicted model, not a curated record. Gene Ontology annotation, biological process: cellular response to stress; leukocyte activation; hydrogen peroxide catabolic process. Gene Ontology annotation, molecular function: thioredoxin peroxidase activity.
UAUAGAUGGCGCAAAUAAAGCUCUUCAUUUGCAAUUAUUAAAUACCAGGUAUGUUCCAUUGAAACCGGUUACCGGUCGCAUAUUUCUUUGUGAGUCGACGAGCACGUAGGACGUCUCAGUGAACUGUAAAGUAGACUUUUUGCUACAAAGAAAAGAUAUAAGAGGUAACUAUGCCAGUUCCAGCUAUUCAGAAACCAGCUCCGGCUUUCCGUAGUACUGCAGUUGUCAAUGGACAAUUUAAAGACAUCUCUCUUUCUGACUAUAAAGGAAAAUAUGUUGUUCUUUUCUUCUACCCAUUGGACUUCACAUUUGUUUGCCCAACUGAAAUCAUUGCCUUCUCCGAUCGCGCUCAUGAAUUCGAGCAAAUUGGAUGCAAACUGAUUGCAGCAUCCACUGACUCUCACUUCAGCCACUUGGCAUGGGUAAAUACCCCACGUAAACAGGGUGGCCUUGGUGAAAUGAACAUUCCUCUUCUUGCUGAUAAAAGCGCUAAGAUAGCACGUGAUUAUGGUGUGCUUGAUGAAGAAACCGGAGUUCCAUUCCGCGGUCUUUUUAUCAUAGAUGAUAAACAACACUUGCGUCAGGUUACAAUUAAUGAUUUGCCGGUCGGCAGAUCUGUUGACGAGACAUUGCGCUUGGUUCAAGCAUUCCAAUACACAGAUAAACAUGGAGAAGUAUGUCCAGCUGGCUGGAAACCAGGAAAGAAAACCAUGAAGCCUGAUGUUAACGGCUCAAAAGAGUAUUUUAAGGAUCAAUAAAUUAAUAAGAAUAUUCAUAUUUUAGAAAGACGACUUACGUCUUCUGUUACAUUUUUUUUUUGUUUCAAAAAAGAAUCCGUGGUUAUUCCACAAUGAAUAAUGUACUGAA